CGAGAUACAUAUUUUGUACUAAGUACAGAAGCGGAAUGCACUUCACUUUAUUUAAGACUUAUAGCACCAUUAAUUUAUCCUCCCUCAUAUGGAAAAACUGAAGACUCAUAUCAUUGUUUAUGGGAUAGUGUUAUUAAAAAUACGAUAGAGACAUUUGGGAUGCAUAGCGGUAGUUUGUCAAAAUUGGAAUUUGAUCGCAAUAUGAGUAAACGAACCUCAACAGGUGAAGAGAAGUCCCAGGAAGACUCAGAAGAUCCUUCAAGUGAAUUGUUUUCUCAAGACGUUGUUUGUGGUAAG
Molecule: messenger RNA, 297 nt
Organism: Racocetra persica
Lineage: Eukaryota; Fungi; Glomeromycota; Glomeromycetes; Diversisporales; Gigasporaceae
Source: the annotation of a GenBank genome assembly